AUGGUGUUCCGUGGAGCAGCCUUGCUGCUGCUGCUGCUGUCUCUUAUCACCAUUGCCCUUUGCGCCGAGGACUACUACAACCUCCUCGGCAUCGACAAGCAGGCAUCGGAUCGUGAGAUCAAGUCUGCAUACCGCAAGCUCAGCAAGAAGUACCACCCGGACAAGAACCCGUAUGCAGCUCCCUCCUCAUCUCCUCUUACCCCUUGCCCUGCCCCUCCACCUGGCGAUGAGACGGCGAAAGAGAAAUUCGUCGAAGUAUCCGAGGCGUACGAGGCCUUGAUCGACCCCGAGCAGCGCCGCAUCUACGACCGGUACGGCUUCGACGGUCUCAAGCAGCACCAGCAGCAGGGCGGCGGUGGCCAGCACCACGACCCCUUUGACGUCUUCUCGCGCUUCUUCGGCGGCGGCGGCCACUAUGGGCACCAGCCCGGCGUGCGCACGGGGCCCGACGUCAACGUCAAGGUCGGCAUCGCCCUGCGCGACUUCUACAACGGCCGCACCACCGAGUUCCAGUGGGACAAGCAGCACAUCUGCGAGGACUGCGAGGGCACCGGCUCGGCCGACGGCACCGUCGACACGUGCCAGCACUGCCAGGGCCGCGGCAUCCGCAUCGUCAAGCACCAGCUCGCCCCCGGCAUGUACCAGCAGGUCCAGAUGCAGUGCGACGCCUGCGGCGGCCGUGGCAAGUCCAUCCGCCACAAGUGCCCGACCUGCAACGGCGCCCGCGUCGAGCGCAAGCCCACGACCGUCCAGAUCAAGAUCGACCCCGGCGCCGCCCGCGACUCGCAGAUUGUCUACGAGAACGAGGCAGACGCGAGCCCCGACUUUGUCGCCGGCAACCUCGUCGUCACCCUCGCCGAGAAGGAGCCCGAGCUCGAAGGCACCGACAACCCUGACCGCGUUGACGGUGUCUUCUUCCGCCGCAAGGGCGACGACCUGUACUGGCGUGAGGUGCUGUCGCUGCGCGAGGCCUGGAUGGGGCGAGGGGCGAGGUUGUCCAGCCCAACUUUGUAG
This is a messenger RNA of Verticillium alfalfae VaMs.102, 1014 nucleotides long. RefSeq names its product chaperone protein dnaJ. The transcript is spliced from 3 exons. Gene Ontology annotation, cellular component: cytoplasm. NCBI's taxonomy places the organism in Eukaryota, Fungi, Ascomycota, Sordariomycetes, Glomerellales, Plectosphaerellaceae. The record is from RefSeq and is a predicted model, not a curated record. Gene Ontology annotation, biological process: protein refolding. Bases 1 to 1014 code for a protein of 337 amino acids. Gene Ontology annotation, molecular function: Hsp70 protein binding.